AUGAUUAUAAAAAAUAAAGGGACCCUUGUGUCCUUUUGUCUUCUGGCGAUCACUUCGUGUGUACGAGCACAGAAUUUCAUCAGACAAUCAUGCGGAGUUGACGAUUUUCGCUGUGAUAAUGGAAAAUGUAUCGAAAGUUCAUAUCGAUGCAAUGGAGUCGUCGACUGUGCUUCUGGAGAAGAUGAAAGAUUUUGUGAUUGUACUCAAGACCAAUUCAAAUGCGUCAACGACGGAUCUUGUAUCGAGCAGAGGAGGCGAUGCGAUGGCUUUAGCGAUUGCAGUGAUUCAUCAGACGAACAAGACUGUGUUUCUCGUUUACUGUACUGGUCUGGCGAUCAUGUCUGUAAAGACAGAGGCAAGUUCAAAUGUAAGGACGGAACUUGCAUAUCGGUACUUUUAAGAUGCGAUGGUUUUAAAGAUUGUCCAAACGACGGGAGCGACGAGUUAGAAUGUCCAUGCAAAUCGGACCAAUGGCAAUGCGAUCACGGUAAUUGUAUCAAACGUAGUAAAAGAUGCAACGGUCGCGUAGAUUGCCCCACUGAUAGAUCGGACGAAAGGAAUUGUGUCGCGCAAGGGUACUUUAAAUGCAGAAAUGGCAAGUUAAUACCCGAAAAUCAGAGAUGCAAUCGUCGUUAUGAUUGCGACGAGGGCGAUUAUUCCGAUGAACAAAAAUGUCCAUGUGGUGACGGCGACUUCAAAUGUGACAAUGGUUACUGCAUACCUGCAUCCAAAAAAUGUGACAGAACGCAUGAUUGUCAGGAUGGUUCUGAUGAACGAGAUUGCAUUUACGGCACAGUAUGCAUGGCUUAUGAAUAUAAAUGUACGUCUGGAAACUGCGUACCGGCGGAAUCGUGGUGCAAUGGAACUCGGGAAUGCUCAGACGGUUCGGACGAAAGUAACUGUCCCUGUAAAAGAGGCCAGUUCGAAUGUCACGACGGCUCUUGCAUUAAUAUUGCCAAGCGCUGUAACGGUUACAAAGAUUGUCAACCAAGCGGGGAAGAUGAGAUGAACUGCGCUCCGUCUCGCUGCCCAGCGGAGAGCUUCACUUGCGACCCUGGCUCCAGUGUGCCGUGCGCCAAGCGCUGUGAUGGCGUACAGGAUUGCGAUUCGGGCGAGGACGAAGACGGCUGCCCGGAAUGCAACCACAUGUGCGACGGCAGAUGUUUAGAAGAUCGUAGGAUCUGCGACCAGAACUUCGACUGUUCUGAUGGCUCUGACGAGAGGGACUGUGACGAAUGCGAUGGACCGAAUGACUUCAGAUGUAAAAAUGGUGAAUGUUUAAACGCCGCUCUACGUUGUAACGGUGUGCCAGAAUGUACCGAUUCUAGUGACGAACUCGAUUGCAAUGUUACUGUGAUACCUGAGCCAUUUGGCUGCAAUGGAAAUCAGUUCCAAUGUCGAGACGGUUCUUGUAUCGAUUCCCAGUUCUUCUGUGACAGACAUCAAGAUUGUAAUGAUAAUUCUGAUGAAGAAAACUGCCCUUGCGAGGAUGGCUAUUGGCAAUGCUUUUCCGGUCAAUGCAUAUCAGCCAAUGGAUUUUGUAACGGUUACCCUGACUGUACGGAUGCCUCUGAUGAGAGUGACUGUCCAACAACAUUCAGGCCCUUCACUACUACAGUCCCACCGUACAUCUACCCCUCUUCUACCCCAGGCUACCCAACCCCUCGAUAUCCAGAUCUAGUGACGACUCAGCGCCCUAUCUAUACCACUACUUCGGCUCCUUAUUACCCGAAUGUUAACCAAGGAUGCAGCAAAAAUCAAUGGCGUUGUGAAAAUGGACCUUGUAUAGACUCGAGACUGCGCUGUAACGGUCGUAUAGACUGUCCCCGAGAUGGGUCAGAUGAGUUGGACUGUCCAGCUACCAAACCUUCUGGUUUGAAUCUCAAGACAUACCCUCGAGAACAAACUGUUCGCAACGGCGGUGACGUGGUAUUUUCUUGUCGAGACGAAGGAUUACUAAGAGCGCCCGUGCGCUGGGUCCGAGAAGGCGGAAGACCUCUUAAGGCUGGCUCCACUGAUAGGAAUGGACGACUCGAAAUGGUCAAAGUUACGACGGCGGAUAGCGGUAUCUACAUUUGCCAAGCGCCAGGCUAUCUAGGAUCGCCUGGAUCUGAAAUAAGAGUUAUGUUGAAUGUCGAAAAAUCAACAAUCACUGCGCAACCACCACCUGAAGCCUGCCAAUCCAACCAAGCCACUUGCAGUAAUGGACAGUGCAUACCAAAGAGAUCAGUCUGUGAUGGUAACAUCGAUUGCUCAGAUGGAUCUGACGAAGACUCUUGCAAUCGAAACGGUAUAUGUGAACCAAACGAGUUCCAGUGUGCUAAUCGUAAAUGUGUGUUGAAAACUUGGCUCUGUGACUCUGAUGACGACUGCGGUGACAAUUCUGACGAACAGAACUGCAUAACCAGCGACCCUCGUCAGUCUCAGCAGUGUUUGCCCGUCGAGUUCGCUUGCGCCAGCGGCGAUCAGUGUGUGCGCAAGAGCUUCCACUGCGAUGGAGAGAGCGAUUGUUUCGACAAGUCUGAUGAAAUCGGUUGUGCGCCUGUACACGUUACAAGAUCUCCAUCUCCCGCUAAUGUCAAAUUGAAUCCUGGCGAAACUUUGUCCUUGGUUUGUGAAGCUGUGGGUGUACCUAUGCCACUAAUAUCAUGGCGUCUCAAUUGGGGUAAUGUGCCAGAGAAAUGCACAUCAACAAGCGUUAAUGGUAUUGGAACACUAACUUGCCCAGACAUGCAGUCGGAAGAUAGCGGAGCAUAUUCCUGCGAGGCGAUCAACAACAGGGGUACUACAUUUGCCGCCCAGGACGCUAUUGUGUAUGUCAAUAGAACUGCCGGAGUAUGUCCGAACGGAUACUUCAACAGCGAGGCACGUUCACAAAGCGAAUGUAUAAGAUGUUUCUGCUUCGGAAAAUCGACUCAAUGUCAAAGUGCAGACCUUUUCAUCUUUAACAUGCCAACUCCACUCGGCGAGGGCGGCACUAGGCUUGUUGGUGUCACCCAAGAUUAUUUCUUAGACGUUAAAAUCGACAAACAGCAAGAUAUAACCAAUCGGUAUUACUAUCAGCCAUUGAGGAAUGGAGCUACGGUUACUAAAUUGGCUGAUUAUGGUCCGUCUUUUGAGAGAGAUUCUGAGACUUACCCGUACUUAACUCUGCCGGAAACUUACAACGGUAAUCAGCUGACUUCUUAUGGGGGCCGCAUCAAAUACAGAGUAUCUCCUCACAAUCCUAGUCAACGCGUCUCCAGAAACAGUAUUCCUGAUAUCAUCAUAUUGGGUAAAUAUCAAACACUGCUUCACAAAAAUCGUAACAAAGUCCGUGAGCCUUAUAUCGACGCUCGCCUGACACCUGGCUAUUGGCAGAAACCAGUUCCUAGAGGAUUAGUACCAGCUUCACGAGAAGACAUAAUGAUGGCAUUGGACGAUGUUGAAGUUAUUCUUCUGCGAGCUGACUUAAACAAUGCAGGUGUUAAUAUAACUGAAUUUACAAUGGAAUCGGCGCAGACGAGCAAUGUUGGCCUUGGAGCGGCUAGUCUAGUCGAGGAAUGUUCUUGUCCGCAAGGCUACAAAGGAAGAUCAUGCGAGAAAUGUGCGGAAGGCUUCGAAAGACAGAAUUCUGGACCUUGGAACGGUACUUGUGUACCAAAGGCACCUUGUCCGCCACUUACCUACGGUGACCCCAACAGCGGUGGCGACUGCAAGCCCUGCCCUUGCCCGCUCACUAACAGGGGUAACCAAUUCGCCAGCUCGUGUUCCGUUGGACCGAGAGGAAACGUCAUCUGCGACUGUCAACCAGGAUAUGAAGGACCCGACUGUAGUUACUGUGCCCCAAAUUACAUUGGCAAUCCUCUAGUUGUCGGGGAUUCGUGUCAACCCAAGCCGCAUGACAAUUGCAACCCAGUAGGAACCAGCUUAGUACGUCCUCCAGAUGAGUGUGUCUGUAAGGACAAUGUCCAAGGUCGUUACUGUGAUCAAUGUAAAAACGGCUCCUUCUACCUUUCUAACGACUUCAGACACGGAUGUGCUCUUUGCUUCUGCUCUGGCGUCUCUCAACAAUGUAUGAUAAGCAACCUGCGUCGCAAGACAACAAAAGCACGUUUCAAUGUACCACAAAUAGUGGAUCAAGUGAAACUGUACCAGAGUGCGCCGAUAGGACCGGCGGGUGCCGUCAGAUACAACGCUCCGAUAGAAACUGACUUGCAACCAGAAAUCGUGAGAGGCGAAAUCGCUGUCAGCACCUACGAACGCUCCCAACCUUCUAUUCUUUACUGGAGUCUUCCUAGCAGUUUCGCUGGGGAUAAAGUAACAUCGUAUGGUGGAUACUUGUCAUACGAACUUCGUCAUGUGCCUACAUACAGUGGUUCAAGGAACUCCGCCGCUGACGUCCAACUCAUAAGUGAUAACAGUUUAACCUUCCACUACUUUGGCAACUUCGCACCAGCUAGCGAUGGCUACUUAAACGCAAGUGUCCAAUUCUUGGAAAAGGGCUGGCAGAGACCUGAUGGCAAGCAAGUAUCCCGCGAGCAUUUCCUCCUCGCCUUAGCCGAUGUGAAGACAAUCCUCAUCAAGGCGACGUACUCAGAGAACACCGACGUGGCGUCAAUCGUGAGCGCCAGUAUUGAAACCGCGGAACCCAACGGUGACGGUCCCCUCGCCCAACACGUAGAACAGUGCCAGUGCCCUGUGGGCUACGUGGGCACGUCUUGUGAAGACUGUGCACCUGGAUACACAAGGAGUUCAAGUGGUCUCUAUUUGGAACACUGUGGUCUUUGCGACUGUAACGGUCAUUCCGACAUGUGCCAUCCAGAAACUGGCGAAUGCUUUGAUUGUGCUGACAACUCUGCCGGACCAAACUGUGAGAGCUGCAAAGCUGGCUUUGAGCUAGAUCAAAAUAACAACUGCGUGCCUAGCUCUACACCUGAACCGUUUACUUGCAAUUGCGAUCCAAGAGGUGAAGCUCAGCCCUGUGACGCUUUUGGUCGGUGUCAAUGUAAGCAGAAUGUGGAAGGCGAGCAGUGUGACAGAUGUAGACCUGGAACCUUCGGCCUCGACGGCAACAACCCGAUGGGUUGCUCCUCUUGCUACUGCUCCGGAGUCACAAAUGACUGCCAUGAAGCUAGUCACUAUUCAAGAAUACCUUUAGCCGCACCUAUCUUCGGCGAAGACUAUGGCGGUUACACUCUUAUGGACUUAAAUGCUGAACAAGUCAUUAAUGAUCAGUUUAUACCAGCACCUAAAGAAAGUGAACUUAUGUAUGUGUUCUCAUCAAGACCCUAUGAUGAUUUAUAUUGGUCGCUCCCAGUUUUCCCAGGCAAGAGGGUUCUCUCCUAUGGUGGCACUCUGUCAUUGACACAAAAGUUCGAAGCGGGUGGGGAGCCGGAACAGUCGUCUCCUGGUAGAGAUGUUGUACUCGUUGGAGAAUCCCUAACAAUCUACUGGACAAAUCCAACUCCGAUAAGAUCUGAUGAAGCUCUGAGCUAUCAAGUUCCAUUACGAGAGGCUAACUGGCACAAAAUGAACUCACCUGACCCCGUUACUCGCGAAGACUUCAUGUCUGUACUGAAGGACUUAAAGAGAGUGUUAGUCCGAGCCACGCUUUCCAACAAUAUUGUAUCCACUGCAAUUGCUGACGUUUCUAUGGAUACCGCUGUGGAGAGUAAUGAUCCAACCGCACCUGCGGCGAAGGGUGUCGAGGCCUUUGCGGACGACGUGGUCCUCGUCUUCUCCAGCCAAAAAUCCGGCAACCUACAGACCUCAGCCGAAACCACCUUAGCUGCCGUACAAGAGUGGGGUAUACAUAACAAACUGAGCUUCGCCGCGCAUAAGACCAACGCGAUGGUGCUCACUAAAAAGCUGAAAUACGAUACCCCCAUAAUCCAUAUGUCCGGCACCCGACUGAGGCUUGUAGAUCAAAUUAAACUGCUGGGGCUCAUUUUGGACUCGAAGCUCACUUUUAACGCGCACGUAUCCGCCGUAUGCAAAAAAGCUGCGGACAUUUAUAAACAGCUUGCGCGCGCGGCGAGAGUAACUUGGGGUCUGAAUGGAGAGAUCGUACGGACCAUAUAUGUGGCGGUAAUAGAGCCCAUCGUUCUGUACGCAGCGAGCGUAUGGUCCUCUGCAGCAGAGAAGUUAACCAUACGAAAGCAACUAAACUCCCUGCAGAGAGGAUUUGCACUGAAAAUGUGCAGGGCCACGGACCUUCUUCCACCGGGAAGAGAACUGGAGCGCAGGGUGGGACCAAUGCAAAACCCCCACCCUUCUCUACUCAUGCCAACAGAGUACGAGCGCUUAGAGAGUCUGAACCCCGAAGUCCUUGAGGAACACAGCAUCGUCGGACCUCUCAUCUUUACCGACGGAAUCGUGUUGUAUGUCCAGGUCUGUAUGUGCCCUGAAGGUUACAUUGGUACCAGUUGCGAGGACUGUGCCGCCGGCUUUUACAAAGACAGAGCGGGAUACUGUAGGCAGUGUAAUUGCAACGGACACGACUGCAGACUGGGUAGCUACGACGAAGUGGUCUGCAACUGCCGACCUCCUUACACCGGACCCGACUGCUCCACAGUCGGCGUAAUCAUGGAACUACACCCCACUAUACACGACGACUAUUCAAACUCGACUGUCGUUCAAGUUACGUUUACGUGCAAGUACAGGGCACCUGAGCCUCUGAGUAUUAGAUUUUACUUCGAGGGACGUCCAAUUCAACCUGAAAAGAGUUACUUGGAAUCAAGACUAUAUAAAGAUGGUUGGCGUGGCGAGCAUUUAUGGAACACUCGUUGGAAUACAAAACGACAGGGAGAAGUUUACGAAUGUCGAACCAUUACUGCUAAUGGAUUUACUUUAGGGGUCUUGUCUACGACUUUACCAGAAAGAGGUGGAGAACCUAUCGAGACUACAGUCCGUCCGCAGCCACCUCCUCAGAGUACGGUCGUAGUGAGAAUAACGAGCCCAACUAUUAAGAUUCAAAAAGUAGGAAGUACUGUAAAUUUCACGUGCCAGGCGCAAAGUCGAAUGACCGCUAGCCCUCUGCAAGUCAAUUGGUACAAGGCUGAUGGAUAUCUACCACAAGGCAGACACCAAAUUGAUAGUAACACUGGAUUAUUGGUUAUAACGAAUCUGCAAGUGUCAGACAGUGGCAAAUACAUUUGUCAAACUAGUGAUGGCAUCUCUACGGGUCAGGCCAUCGCUACUCUCAAAGUACCAGUUAAUGAAAUGACUUUACCGACUGUAUCCAUAAGUCCAUCGGUUAAGGAGUACUACGAAGGAGACAGGAUCGAGCUCACGUGCACCACAACUGGUAAUCCUGCACCAAGGAUCACUUGGCAGAGAGCCGUCAAUCGGCCCUUGCCUCGUUCGUCGAUGUCGUAUGACGCUCUGCUUAUUAUUGAUAACGCCAGCGUUGAAGACUCCGGUGAAUACAGAUGUAUUGCUUCGAACUCAGCCGGUUCCACGGACCGUACUGCAAUUGUGACAGUCAGGCCAAAACCGUCCAGACCACCGCGUCAAAGACUUACCGUCUCAUCGUCGUCACCCACUAUUAACGAGGGACAGAGCACACGUGUAGUAUGCACUGGAACUGCCAAUAUUCCCGCUGGAAGCAUUGAUUGGAUCAGACAAGACGGAGCCAAAUUCUUACCAAACGUACGAUCGGAGAACGGUGUCCUUUACGUCGAAGUUGCUGUUCCAGAGAACCAGGGCGUUUACAUUUGCCAGACCAGUCCUUAUUUAAACAUAAACUCAGAGCUAGUCGUACUGACCGUUGUACCCACAGCACCAGUAUCACCUGGCGAUAUAUCAAACAUUACCUUGUCUGUAAAUCAGCUCAGGAUUCCUACCGGCGGAAGCGGCUCAAUUGAAUGUAUUCCGCAUGGAUAUCCAUCGCCUCUUAUUAAAUGGACUAAGUAUCAAGAACCAUUUGGCCCUGGUACAAGUCAAAGAUACAACGAGCUAAUUAUAACAAACGCACAAGAAAGUGAUGCGGGAUACUACCUCUGCGAAGGAAUUAUCGACGGCAGACCUGUUGUUAGCAGCUACGUUUACGUGGAAAUCGAACGUCGUGAGUCUCCGAGGAUCGAUAUUUACCCUCAAGGCGAGAAUUCAGUAACGCUCGGAAGUCAGUACGAACUACAUUGUUAUGUAAAUGGUGGCAUCCCACCACCAGUAGUCACUUGGGGCAGGAACGAUGGUAGACCGCUUUCACAACACGUGCAAAUAUUACAGAACAAUAUUCUAAGAUUCCAAAAUGUGGAGGUGAAUGAUGAAGGAGAGUACACUUGUACUGCGACUAACGACGCGGGCGCGGCCAGCGCCAGUGCCACCAUCAAGGUCCGUUCACCGCCGGUCAUCACCAUCACCCCCACCAACUACAUCGACGUUAACCAAGGCGACAGGGUCAACGUUGAAUGUCGCGCUGACGGAUAUCCUGAACCGGAAGUGUCUAUCAAAUCGAGCGACUUGCGUUUGUUAGUUCCACCCUCACCAAGAAUAGCGGUGCUCUCGAUACCGAGUGUAAGCGAAGAUGGUGACUACAUUUGUACCGCGUCCUCUGCCGCUGGAACGAUUGAAGAGCAAUUCAUCAUCCGGGUGGAAAGAGGUGACGGUGGCAGCAUUGAUGGAAGCGGUGACAACAAUAUUGACAACAAUGAAAACCCUUACGACGUUCAACCAAAGGAUAUUGCAGUUAUUGAGGGACAACAGAGCCGUAUUAGUUGCAAUGCAUCAGACGAAUUUGCCGUUGUUUGGGGCCGCGCUGACAGAAAUCGUUUGCAAAACAAUGCAAGACAAGAAGGCAACGAACUUGUUAUUUACAACACUACGAAGUCCGAUACUGGCGUUUACGAAUGCACCCUGUAUAACCGUCGUACGGGAGAGGCGCAGCAGUCCGCUCGCACAAGUCUCCAAGUCGUGGCCCCGCCCAUCAUCACCCUCAACCCCCCCACCCAGACCGUCCAUCCCGGACAGUCACCGACAGUCGAGUGCUUUGUCGAGGGAGACGAUAUCAUCGACGUCACAUGGAGAUCGAGGACGUCGUUCUCUAGACGCGUAGAAAUCCAGGACCGUACUUUAAUCUUCCACAAAAUUGAAAUCGAAGAUGCUGGAGAGUAUGAAUGUUUUGCUAGGAAUAGAGUCGCGAACGCAUCUGCCAUCGCCGAAGUGAGAGUCAGUGAAGAUACGGAUCGAGGGAUGGUGUCUCACGAUAACGAGCAGAGCGCGUACGCGGGCUCCGAGGUCGAGUUGAGCUGUAAUGUGACGCAGCCCUGGCGAACCAUACAAUGGAAGAAAGACGGCCGACCGCUUCCAAGCUCCGUCCUUCAGAAGAGCGACGGCUCCCUCUUCAUAAGACUCGCGCAGAAAACCGACAGCGGCCGCUACGUCUGUCUCAUGACAGAUGCUUACGGUCGACAGAUAAGCAAUUACAUCGACCUCUACAUCGAGGGCAAUGAGUGCUUGGAGACUCAGUUCACAUGUGAGGAUGACAGCGGUUGCAUAAACUUUGCAUUGGUAUGUGACAAUCGCAACGAUUGUCGGGACGCGAGCGAUGAACGCGACUGCUUAGUGUUACAGGAUUCGAGCGUAAAUACUCUUAGAACCGGACCUCGCGACGAAUCUCUUAAUCUUAUAGCCAUUGAUCAGCCUCGAAGGCCGUACAGAGUCGGUGAUAAAGUCGAAGUAACAUGUAGAAUGAGGUCCAGAGAUAUUAGAGUUUCGUGGGAGAGAUAUAGGACAAACCAAUUUGUCAACUCUAUAGUCUAUGGCGAUGGAGCCAUUUUACAAAUAUCAAGUGUUCAGGAGUCUGAUGCUGGUAUCUACAGAUGUAUCGGUCAAGAUCCGUACGGACGUGUCUCAUACGACAACUUUACGCUUGAAGUUAUACCAGGACAAAACGAACUUCCGUACCCGGGAAAUAAUAGAGAUACUACGUACACGGCUCGUUUGGGUGACACCGUUGAGAUGCCAUGCAUCCACAACUUGGAAGAACCGGUGUCCGUUGAAUGGAGGCGAGAGUAUUCUCAACUACCUUCCGGUGUCAGACAGAAUGAGCGAAUUCUACGCUUGGAAAGUUUAUCGGAAGCCGACGCCGGUACAUAUGUGUGUAGAGUAUCUAAUAACCGUGCUAGAGUAGAAACCCGCGCCACUCUGCGUAUCAUUGGUAUAGUACCCAAGUUCAACGGAGACAGUUGGUUGGCGCUACCAACUCUAAGGGAUGCCUACAUGCAGUUCGACAUUGAGGUCUCAUUUAAACCUUCUGAUCCAAAUGGAAUCAUUUUAUACAACAGUCAGAACCAAAAUGGUACCGGCGACAACUUGAUCCUUCAAUUGGUCGAUGGAGUUCCAGAGUUUACUCUUAAAUUUGACACAUCCUCUCCUCUGAUCGUGAUGGGUGACCGCCCUCUGCAGUUGAAUACAUGGCACACUAUACGUCUAAGUCGCAGUGGCUCUAAAGUAACAAUGGACGUCGAUAACACUGGUCCAUUCGUGGCUGAAUCAUCUAACCAGUACGAGGUUUUGGACUUAUACGCAAAUCUUUAUGUCGGCGGAGCCCCACCCCAACGACCUCCCGAACUAGAAAACGCUCCAGGUUUCGUCGGCUGUGUGAGCAUGCUUAUCCUCGGCAAAGAAGAAAAGAACAUAAUGGCAGAAAGUCUCGACAUAUACCAUGUUUCGGAUUGCGAUUCUUGCUCACCUAAUCUCUGUCUCAACAAUGGUGUUUGCCAGGAGGCACGCAAUGAACGCGGCUAUACUUGCCUGUGUCCCGCCGGGUACGCGGGCUUGAACUGCGACCGCCCGGGCGAGGCGUGUCGCCCCGGCCUCUGCGGACUGGGCAAGUGUACAGACACCGUCGACGGGUACAAGUGCACGUGCCCCGUCACUUACACCGGGAAAAACUGUGAAGUCAGCCAGAAUAUCGCGUAUCCAGCUUUCGCGGGUAGCGCCUACUUAGCCAUCAAACCACCCAAGACCGCUAGAUACUUCCGCAUGUCGAUGAAGAUCAGACCCAAAGCACCAGUCACGGACGGUAUAAUUAUGUACUGCGCGCAAUCAGCUCGUGGUUACGGAGGCUUCACUUCUUUGACUGUCCAUGAUGGCAGACUCGAAUUCCGCUAUGAUCUUGGAGAUGGAAACGAGCCCGCCGUUCUGAUCAGUAACAAGACACUGGCUCCUAACGAAUGGACCGAUGUUCACAUCGCUCGCGUCGGACCCGUCGUGUCUUUGAAGAUAGAUAUGAGCCAGAGCUAUGAAGCUAAACUAGCGUCAGCAAAGGAGCUCAACUUUGAAACUUCGAUGUUCGUUGGAGGAGUGGAUGACGACUCUAUCGUCCUCAACAACAACACUGGCGUCACCGGAGGGUUCAAUGGAUGCAUUAAAGACGUAACACUUCACGGUGCUACAUUAGACCUUACGAACUCCUCGAUACAAGCAGCCAACCUGCAGGAGUGUGUGAAUUACGACCGCGGCGAUAUACCAGAAACUGAAAGCAUUUGCUCUCAAUGUCGCAACGGUGGCUACUGCUCGUCCCCUGACCAGACGGCCUGUAACUGUCCCCCUGGCUACAUUGGUACCUACUGUGAGACCAGAAUACCGAAUAGGAGACCGUUGGGUGAUCCUUGCUCAGCGGUUCCCUGCAGGAACUCAGGCACCUGUAAGAUCGACCGCAGCCAAAGAAUGAACUACACUUGUGACUGUCCGCUUGGUUUCGCUGGAGCCAACUGUCAAAUGCCCUUGGAGUUAUUCCAAAGCGUCGGUUUCAACGGAAAUGGAUAUCUGGAACUGCCAGCAAGCUACCUGCGCUACGAUCAAAUGGAAAUUGAACCUGAACUCAUUGCAUUAGCGUUCCACACCUACAACGACGGAGUCCUUCUCUACCAGAAGGAGGCUCAACUCUUGCGCGGUGGAGACUACAUCUUGCUUAGAGUGGAAAGAGGCGUAGUGGUUAUGGAAUGGGACUUGGGCAGUGGCAGAAAUAUAAUUUCCGUAGACGACGUAUAUGUAAACGACGACGAGCGCCACGAAGUUAUCGCGAAAAUUUACAACGAUGGCCAUGUGGAGCUGACUGUCGGAUCGAAAACGAAGACUGGUGUUACUAAUGGCAUUUCAAAUGUUAUGAACGCCGAUUCAAACAUUUAUAUUGGUGGUAUUCCAGAAUACCUGAACACAGAGUACAACUACCCAGGUCUAGUGGGAUGUAUAGAGCAACUAGAAUUUAAGGGAGAGCGAAGUCUUAACCUCGGUAGAGUCGCCGUGGCCGGUAGAAAUACCCAGCCUUGUAAAAAAUAAGCUACCUGCUUAGUUCACUCGAAAACCCACAUCGAAGGAACGUAUUGUAAUCUCUCUACAAAUAUUCAAAGUUCUAAACGAAAAUGUCAAUUGAUAAAUUCUAAGGCCGAAAAAAAACGUUUAAACUAUAUUCCGUCUGUUUACUUUUAUUUUUCAAAAAUGUUACGGCUUCGAAACUUGUUGCAAGAUUUAGUAGGAACUUUAUUGAAAUAUACCCUCGUACUUAGUAUUAAGGUAACUUCACUGUUGAGGACAAUACUAAUAGUUUAGAUAAGUUAGGUAACUUGGAAUGUUAAUAAGAUAUUGAAAUAUAUUAUAUAUGAAAUCAAAUUUUAAAUGGAUAAAUCGUUCAUAUCAAACAGUAUGUCUUGGACAGUACAUCCAGUAAACCACACGGGGUGCUCUUUCUUCGGAGCGUUGUAAAUGGUGCCAUAACAUUUGAAUGUAACGUAAAAGUAGUUAGGAAAAUAUUUACUAUUUUUUUUGCUUAUUAAGCUUUGUAAUAUCAAAUUACUUAUAGUUUGUCAGUUACUAUCAUCGAAUGUUUGGGUGAACAAACUGCCCGUGCGUCAUGUGCCAAACCUGGUCCUACGUUAAUUUAGUGUCGACCACUGCCAAUUGGUUUGCUUUCUUUAUUAAUAUUAAGUAGCUAUUACUCCAGUUUUUAAGACAAAUAUUCUACGUUUAAAUACUUAGACAUUAUAAUUUAUAAUUGUAUUUUUCAUUAAUUUUGUAAAUUGUCCUAGUAAAGUCAACUGCGGUCGCAUUUAACUUAAAUAUAUCGCCAGUGAUUUGUUUAUCCCUUUUUACAUAUUUUAUAUGACAUUACGAAAUUAUACUUGCAUGAAAUGUAUUUGUUGUUUUUAGCUUAGC
Molecule: messenger RNA, 13140 nt
Organism: Melitaea cinxia (Glanville fritillary)
Lineage: Eukaryota; Metazoa; Arthropoda; Insecta; Lepidoptera; Nymphalidae
Product: basement membrane-specific heparan sulfate proteoglycan core protein-like
Exons: 73
Coding region: 1-12267 (4088 amino acids)
Cellular component (GO): plasma membrane
Molecular function (GO): protein binding; calcium ion binding
Source: RefSeq, a predicted model, not a curated record